Epinephelus fuscoguttatus (brown-marbled grouper) is the source of this 6812-nucleotide messenger RNA. RefSeq names its product Rho GTPase activating protein 20 (gene arhgap20). The coding region runs from base 259 to 3735 and encodes 1158 amino acids. The record is from RefSeq and is a predicted model, not a curated record. The transcript has 15 exons. Gene Ontology annotation, biological process: regulation of Rho protein signal transduction; signal transduction. Lineage: Eukaryota; Metazoa; Chordata; Actinopteri; Perciformes; Serranidae. Gene Ontology annotation, molecular function: GTPase activator activity.
UUAGUGACUGAAUGGUACCUUCUCUCAAUGGAUCUACGUUGCUGCAGGUGUGAAGGGGUGAAGAGGGUGUGUGAGCCUGAGACCUGAGAGGAAGACCAGAAGACAAAGAGGAGGACAUACACAGAAAGAAGGCGAGGAAGACACUAAGAUCAGUGAAUUGGGAGGAGGACGCAUAUCAAGAGUAUCACACUGAGCUGAUGCCAACUGAGGCUGUCAGCACUGACAUCUGACUGACACACCAACACACAGUCGUGCACAAUGCCAGCAGGAGGGCAGAGGUUCUCGGACAUGGAGAUGUUAGUUGGGAUGGAGCAUGGGCGAGUGGACACUGCCAGGAGCAGAGCUGGGAGCUGUGUGGAGUUUCACAGCAUCAAGAAGAUGAAGACCUUGGCCCAGAGACGACAGUCAGCUCCCUCACUGGUCAUCAGCAAAGCACUUACCAGAUCGAGAAGCACGUCCAGGGAAAGCUGCAUGACGCCAGUCAGUCCAGAGUCCUGUUCCCUGGUCCAGGCCUUCCUGGCUGAAUGUCCACGCCGCCUAUUCCUGGGUCAUGCCCAAACGCAGCUGAAGACGGGCCUGCAGACCCAGGAGAGACACCUCUUCCUCUUCACCGACACACUGCUCGUCGCCAAGGCCAAGUCUCCCACUCACUUCAAAGUGAAGGCCCAAGUCCGAGUGUGUGAGAUGUGGACAGCCAACUGCAUGGAGGAGGUGUGUGAGGGAAGCACCAACCCAGAGAAGAGCUUCGUCAUGGGCUGGCCCACCUCCAACUGUGUGGCCACCUUCAGCUCCGAGGAGCACAAGAACAAGUGGCUGGCACUCAUCAAAAGUCGCAUAACUGAGGGGAAAGAGAAGGACGACCCAAAGACCAUCCCUCUGAAGAUAUUUGCAAAGGACAUUGGAAACUGUGCAUAUGCCAAGACGCUUGCGGUCAGCAACACUGACAGCACCACUGAUGUCAUCCGCAUGGCUCUGCUGCAGUUUGGGAUAUCGGGUUGUGUCAAAGACUACCGCUUGUGGGUGAACUCCAGUAAGGACGACCCUCCGUACCCUCUCAUCGGCCACGAGUUUCCCUUCAGCAUCAAGAUGAGCCACAUUCGGGAUGGUGGGAGCAGUGGUGGAGGCCUGGGAGGAGGCGGAGGAGCCGGGAGGGAUCCAGCGAGCCCCACGGACUGCCCAGGGGUGCUGCUGCUUGACCAGUGUCUCCCUCCAGACACCCAGUGCCAGUUUAUCCUCAAGCCCAACAAGUCGACUCUGGGACAGGCUCCACUUAUAGAGCCUGGUCAGCAGAAGUCUUUUAAGCGGAAGAGGUCUCUGAUCAACUGGCCUUUCUGGAGAGGCUCCAACACACAGCUGGACGGCCUGCCCCUGUCCCCGACCUCGCUCUCCCCCACUCUGGGACGGCUGUUUGGGCGACCCCUGAGCUCCGUCUGCUCUGCGGACCACGGCCUGCCCAAGCCUGUCAUGGACAUGCUGGUGUUCCUGUACCUGGAGGGGCCGUACACCCGGGGCGUCUUCAGGCGCUCAGCUGGGGCCAAAGCCUGCAGGGAGCUUCGAGACAGACUGGACAGUGGCAACGAGGACCCGGAGAUCACACACCAGUCUGUGUUCGUCAUCGCCGCCGUCCUGAAGGACUUCCUGAGAAAUAUCCCAGGCAGCCUGCUGUGUGUGGAUCUGUAUGAGCAGUGGAUGGAGGUGAUGGAGGGAGAAGGAGGGGAGGAGAGGAUGCAAGCUGUCCAGAGGUUGCUCCACCUUCUGCCCACCGAGAACCUGCUUCUGCUGCGACAUGUGGUCGCUGUGCUGCACUGCAUCCAAGGCAACGCCCACGACAACCAGAUGAACGCCUUCAACUUGUCCGUCUGCAUCGCUCCCAGCAUGCUUUGGGCUCCGGUGCCAAGCACCCCUGAGAUGGAGGGGGAGGGCACCAAAAAGGUGUGUGAGCUCGUUCGUCUCCUCAUAGAGAACUGCAGCAGCCUCCUGGGAGAAGACGUCACCUCGCUGUUCAGAAGCUUCAGCCAGAAGAGCAGCAGCAGUGACCACGGAUCAGAUGUGUCGUCCUUCCAGAUGAACGACUCAUCCUACGACAGUCUCGAGAACGAGCUGAACGACGACCCGGAGUCUCCCUUCCAGGAACAGCUGCCCCUCCGUGACAAGGACAAGCCAGACAGCCGCAGCCGUGACUCCGUCAUCACCCUCAGUGAUUGUGACCCUGAUCCCGACCCUGAUAGCGACCUCCUGCUGCAGCUCCCCCCACUGGCCAGACCCAGGAGGUUCAGCCCUGCGGUCCGCCAACCCCGCACCCGCCAGGCCAACGGGCCGUCGCAGGGUCCCAGGAGGCUGAGGAGGAGUUCAGAGCCAGCUCUGGCCCUGACAAGCACACCGCCAAUGGGCACAGUGACAGUUCAUGCUGAUAACCUACCAAUGAGGAAGGCGAGCUAUGAUGCCGCCAUGGAGGGGGAGAGGGGGGAGGACGAGGUGUUUCUGGAGCAGGGGCUGAGCGGGAUGCAGCUGAAGGAGGAGGAGGAGGAGAAGGGAUGUGAGAAGGGAGGAGCCAAAGUCCAGAAUGGCGGGCGCAGGAAGACGAAGCACGCCCCUCCACCUCCGUUGCGGCUGGAUGCCAGCUGCUCUAGUCUGUCGUCACCAGCAACCUCGCCCACAGGCUCCUCCCUUAGCUCUUUGGACUCCGCCUUCUCACAGUACUCUACUGACUACGCCACCAAUGGGGCGAUUCCACUGGCUGAGCCUGCUCCGCUCUCCUCUCUCUUUCCUGGACGUCCCCCACUUUCACCCAGAGACUCCCCCCCUCAGAGGGAAGCCCCGCCUCAGUGGCCACAGCCCAACCAGGCCCCUCGGACCAGUCAACCCCCUGCACACCCUCAUGGCCUCCACCCGAAUACGUGGCUCAAGAAGGACCGCCGCCUGUCGUUAAGACAGUCUGAUAAUGGACACUCAGAGGAGGACUUGCCUGUGGUAAAUUGGAAAACCCACCCAACCAGUAACGGCUACUCCGUCAGUGCCCAGGAGGCGGCGGUGACAAACCGCAACUGCCAGCGGAGAUCCAGCAGCCCUCCGUCCUACCAGCAGGCUCUACUGCAGCUGCAGCGCAGCCGCUCCCCGUUCUACAGGGGGACAGAGAAGCCUCUGACGGUCAAAGAGCUGAGACAGCUCCACGACCAGACCUGCACCUACAGGCUGCUGCUCCCAGCCUCCCCUACACACACAGGAAGUGAGGUCACACAGAGGCUGGCUAGGAACGAGUGCGUUCAGCCGCCGCAGGGUGUUUUCUAUGGACAGAACGCCACCACUCUGGUCCUCCAGAGGCAAAAGUCCCACUCCCUGACUCCGGCCCUGGAGGGACACAAAGGGCGGAGGACCCUCCCUCUUCCCCGCCGAGCAUCUGAACCUGCCAAGGUCACUACAAACUCUAACUUCUCCUCCAGCCUCACCCUGGACAGACCCUCUAAAGGCCAACUUCAAGACAGCGGCCUGAAAGUGUCAGAGGUGGAGCCCAACCACACCGAGCCACGCUACUGCCUGUCUCCCUCCGCCACUCGGGCUGUACGGGACUACUUUUCCUCCCAGGGUCAGGAGGAUGCAGACGCCUGCCUGAGGAGGAGUCAGGAGGUGGCGCUGGCUAUCGUGCAGGGGAAGAGGGAGUGGCAGAGCAGGCGGUGCAGCGACCCACGAGUGGACGACUUUGACCAGCUUUUUUUUGCGGAGGAGUCUUAUGUGUAAAUAAGAACUGUGUACGAACAAACAAACUGUGUAUGAGAGACUGAAUUUUAUCUGAUAUUUUCACUUGUAUACAAAUGUCUUCAUUGUUGAUGUGAUAAUAUCCCCCGUAAACACCUUUUCCUUCUGGCAGCAGUAGUCAAAUAGAGAAAGGUGUUGCUGUUUACUGCAGUGGUACAUCUAAGGUUUAAGAUUUUAAAAAAGGUACAGAUCCACUUUCUGCUCCCACAUUUCACCUCCUUGCGGUUGUAAACUGUUAGAAGUUUUUCUGAUACCCCCUCUUACAUGAAAUUGUGUCAGACUUCUGGCAAACAGCAGAUUGAAAGGUUUAAGUUGUUGGUAAUUAUCCACAAUAUUUCAAGUUUGAAAACUCUUUCAUGUAUUUAACCAUGGCGUUCUGCAGCAGGGAUUUAUGGAGCGUUGAAACCUGAUUCUGUGAAUUCAUUACAGAGGACAUCUGGAUUCCUAAACAAUCAUUAAAGCCUGUUGUCAAACGGGUCAGAGUUACAGCUUUUGUGCCAAAAUCUGGUUCCCCUGAGACAUAUUUUUCUUUGGCAGCAUGUCCUCAUUUUGCCUUUCAGAAUGCGUCAUUGCUUUUUUAAGCACACAAAAAAAAGAAGAAUGAGGAGUUCUUUAGAAAUGAAAGAGAGAGGACAGAGGUCUUUUUUUUCUUUUAUUCUCUGGAGGCUCGUAAAAUGUAUUUUUCAAAAUUUCCAAAGCCAGCCGGAAAUCCAUAAAGGCUGGUGUGAAAAUCAAGGCCAGGAAACAUUUUGUAGUUGUUUUUCAACGGGGAAACAUUUCAGAUUUUAGAAAACAUUUGCCUGAAUCUGCAUGAAAAUUCAGAUUUUGCACAAUAUCUUCACAGUUUUUUGCGCGUAAGGAAUCACAUCAAGAGGGAUGCAAAUUUUGGCACAACAAACAUUAAAGGGGACCUAUUUAUACUUAUAUUUAGGGUUCAGACUAGAACAUGUUUACAUGCUUUAAAGUUCUAACAACACUUUAUUUUCCUUAUACCAUCUGUGUUGGAACACCUGUAGUCACCCUCUGUCAGUUUAAGCGCCUGUUUCUUUACGCCCCCUCCUGCAAAAGCUCAGUCUGCUCUGACUGGUCAGCUUUUCCUUGUCUUCCGUAUCUUGGCGUCUCUGCACCGCCAUUGCAGCUGAGAAAUGACCGUAACAAAGUACAGCGCCACUUUCUACUGUGAAAACACAAGUAAAAGCUUCUGAAUACAAAAGAGAAAUUAACAUCUGUAACCAAGAUUAUAUGUUUCCCUGAUGUUAGCAUGUAGCUACAUGUAGCAGUGUAUUUGCAGCCUGGGACUGUAACAGAGAAUAGUGGCUCUUUCAACGGUGAAAAAAUCACCAAUGACAGCUUUGAAUGACAAAGUGUUCCAGCAGGACUAUGAUCUGAAAUCAGGGAGAAAUCAGCAACCAAUAUUAUGUUUCCCUGAUGUUAGCAUGUUGCUACAUGUAGCAACGUACUUGCAGCCUGGAAAUGACUGUAACAGAGAAUAACUGCUCUUUCAACAGUUAAUAAUCAUCGAUAAAAGCUUCAAAACUCAACAGGACAUUUUUCAGCAGGAAUAUGAUCUGAAAUCAGGGAGAAAUUAACAACAGCAAGCAAGAUUGCAUGUUUUACACAUCCCUGAUGUUAGCAUGUAGCUACGUGUAGCAGUGUAGGCAGUGUCAUGUAAACUCUUGCAGUUGCAUGCCUGGAAUUGAUGACUAUAUAAAGAAAUCCGGGACAGUUUGAUGUCAUACUGUUGCCAGAGUAGAAAAAAACUAUUAGGGACUACUUUUACAUAUGUUUACCUAAACUUUAGCCACAAUUAAUAUGAACAUCUGUAACAUUAUAUAUGAAACAAAAUAUGGAAAAGCAUAACAGGUCCCCUUUAACGCUGCCUUCAAUCGCAGUGAUGACAACAUGGUGACUGCUGUGAAUUCAUGCAAAUACUAUGAACAUGUUUUUAGCUCCCUCCAUAACACCUGUGAUGUUUGCUGCAGAGCCAGAGGAGGAACGUUUUCAGACAGAUGCCUCCGCUGUACAUACUUAAACCAUCUUAACGGCAUUCAUACCUUUUGUGACAAACUGCAUCUGUAAAGUGAAACAUUUUUUCCCCAGAAAGUGAAGUGUUCGUCUGAAUGAGUGAAUCAAUAGGGCCGCUAUUUAUUCAUAUGAGCCGAGUUCCCAGACACACAGCACUCAGUGUUGUCCUCUGUGGCUCUGGUUUAUAUCUCUGUGACCUGGGAGGGAGGGGAGGGCAGAGGGGGGAGGGAAGAGGAGAAACUGUCGGUGUGCGUGGGUGAGAGAGCGUCAGAGUGUCGUGUUUGAAAAUGAUGUGAUCAUUGACAGCGUGUCCUGAGCAGGAAUGUGAGAAAACGUGUGCCAUUGAAGGAGAGAUGUCCUUUAUUCUUGCUUGUAUAGCACUUCAUUAUUCUCAACAAGAAACCCAUUCUGUCUCACAUGAAUGACGAGGACGCAGCCUGUUGUGUGUGUGUUGAGUUGUAUGUGUUGUCAAUAUUAAUAUGAUAUUUUUGUUCCAGUGCUGCUGUCAAUGCAGUGCUGAUGUCUUAGGUGAUGCUUAACAACCAAUGGCCUUGUUUCACUGUGUAUUAUUAACUGAGACGUAUACUUACAGAUAAAAUAUCUUCAGCAGUUGUCAUGUGUAUUAACUCAGUGUUACUGUGAACUUAACAUAGCUUUUCCACAGGAUCACACACUGCAACAAGGUCACUGCCGUGUUAAGCGUCACCAUUUUAAAUGGUCUCAAACCUUUUACCUGUAUUAAUAAUAUUAUAAUUGUUAUCUCCAUUACAGUGAAUCGUGUCCAACGUGUAUAGUUCUGCAUAUUUAUGAUACAGAAAUAUAUAAAUAUAUAUAUAUAAAUAUAUUACCUUGUACUUUGGUAUGUCGUGUUGUGUGAGGAAAUCAAAUGUGUAUUUUUGUACAUGCCAAUUCUGCUGCUGCUGUCUCUAUAGAAAGUAUAUUUGCUACCAAACGCACCAUUUGUAUAUUGUGUACAUCUGAUGUCCGAUGCUCACGAGAACAAAAAUGUCCUUGAUUUUAAUAAAUGUCGCUCU